Molecule: messenger RNA, 1622 nt
Organism: Pygocentrus nattereri (red-bellied piranha)
Lineage: Eukaryota; Metazoa; Chordata; Actinopteri; Characiformes; Serrasalmidae
Exons: 9
Coding region: 39-1457 (472 amino acids)
Source: RefSeq, a predicted model, not a curated record
UAUUCCUGAAGGACGGAGCUGGUUAUCCGAGUGUAGCCAUGCGUGCAGUCGCGCUGCUGUUCACCUGUUUUAGCUGCAGUUUUCUCUGCACCGUCGCUGCUGAGAGGACUUUAGAGGAGAAAGGUCGCGAUGAACUGCGGAAGCUGCGUGACCUCGCGGUGCAGCCCCGGUACGGAGAGUGCUGGACCAGAGCGCUGGAGAAGAUCCACACAGGCUGCAGGGAGUUCUCCGCAGAUAUGCAGAGCUUCAUAGCGCUGGCCUUCACCCACUGUCACCUGAGAAGGUCUGGCCGUGAUUUUCCAGAGUGCCCAGAUGGCAGUGAUGUUAAGACCUGCACCCGUGACAUGGACCCUGUUGCGUUUAACACCUACACUGAGUUCUUCACCCACGCCCACAGCAUCUGCCAUUAUCUGCAGAGCGAGCGGUGGCAGAAUCGAGCGGAAAACACCAUCCACAGGCUGACUGAGAGUUCAGCCGGUGUGGCUGAUCAACUAGCGUCUACUCAGAGGAUGGCUGAGGACCUUGUAGAGGCCCAGAGCGUGGCCCUCAAAUCACAAGAAACCAUCCUGCGCAAUGGAGAGGAGCUCAAAAACACACUGCAGGACUCAACCAGAGGGCUGAAGGAUGUGUUUGCUGAGAUGAGACACUCUGUGCAGGAGCAACAGGUGGCAUUUGCAGAAAUCUUCAGCCGCGUCGCUUUCCUCCAAAGUUUUAUCAUGUCAGAAUCGCACACCCUCAGCUCGCUGUUCUACAAUGCUCUGGCCUUCUGCGCCUCCUUCCUGCUCACGUCCACCCAACGCACUUCAGGGGCCAGGUUUUUCCUGUUCGGACUUGUGGCGCUGAAUGUCUACCUGGAGAGGCUGAUCUGUAAGAUGGUGCUGGAGAACGAUAAUCCAGGAUAUCAACAAAUGGAGCGGAUUGCUCUGCUGGUCGGCCUUCUGAGAAAAGCCAUGCUUGUGAUUGGCAGCUUUGUUCUGCUAUACUUUGCUGUGCGGUUUCGGAACGUUAACCGAGAAAGUCUGGAGAUACUGAAGGAGCUGAAAGAGACUCGUUCUAAUCUUAAUCAAGCGUUGCGGAAAGCAGAGCGUCUUUCGGGAUCUAUGGAGGACUGGAAGAAACCCAGGCAAAAGCAGUGGGGUGGAAAGUGGGAUCAGGAAGAGGAGGGCAGUUUGGUUAUUUUGCAUGCCUCUGGAGCCAUAGAAGCCAAUUUGCCUUCAUUUUCUUCCCUUCACAGCAGCAGGCAGAGCGAGAGCCUGAUUCCACUAGAGGCUCCGAGCUCCAUGGAGAUCUCUAAAAUACGCCAGCGUCGUUCUUCUGGAUCACGUGCACGCUCCUCCUCCGCUCUAGUUUACAGCGUGCUGGUGGAGGACAAUCAGCCGAGGUACAGCCUGAGGAGCAGGAAAUCCUUAUGUUCUUUGGAUGUGAAAGGAGAGAGACACCAAAACGGCUCACGUUAGGAGUACCGCUGUGUGCUUUUUUGGAAGUAUCCUUCCAGUUAAGUUUAUUGUACUGUAUGUUCUGGUUUACCAUUUAUGAUCAUUAUAGGACUUCAGAUACUGGACUGUUUUUAUGAAUGUAGAUGACUUCAAUAAAUGUCAUUUUGAAAUAACCAUUUAAAAUCA